AUGGCCCCAAAACGAGCCGGCGGCGCUCCAUCCGCCAUCCGCGCCCCUCACCAGCGCUCCCAACCCUCAGUCCUCACACAAACCUACCGUUUCGUCACAAACUCCGAGAACGCAAGCAUGAUCCGCUCCGUUGCCGCCUUUGGCGUCGCCGUAGCUUUCCUGCAUAGCUCGUUUGCCGAGUUAUUGGUUCCUUCAAUAAUGGUGCUUGGUGAUAGAUUCUAA
Molecule: messenger RNA, 222 nt
Organism: Orbilia oligospora ATCC 24927
Lineage: Eukaryota; Fungi; Ascomycota; Orbiliomycetes; Orbiliales; Orbiliaceae
Exons: 2
Coding region: 1-222 (73 amino acids)
Source: RefSeq, a predicted model, not a curated record